AUGAAAAGAGUGACAACAAGAGAAAAGAUAGAAUGUUCAGAACUGUGCAAGACAAUCAGGAAGAAAACAAGACAAAAUCUGAGAGAAGCAAACACCAAGAGAAUCAGAGAAGCAGUUGAAAGUGGCAAAGGGUUGAAAAAGAGCACAACAGGAGAUGGAAAGAAGGCUCUGAUUCAAGCACUGAAGGAGAAGGAUGGAAAGGUAACAACAGACAGAAAAAGAAUCCUCGAGAGAUGUGCAGAAUUCUAUCAGGCACUGUACGAAGAUCCCUCCCAAAACAUUCAGUUGAGACCAGCAGAAGAGACUCCAGUAAUCAUGAAAUGUGAAGUGGAGAAAGCAAUCCAUCAGAUGAAAAACGGAAAAUCACCGGUGAAGAUCUUGUGGUGA
Xenia sp. Carnegie-2017 is the source of this 387-nucleotide messenger RNA. RefSeq lists its product as uncharacterized. The transcript has a single exon. The coding region runs from base 1 to 387 and encodes 128 amino acids. NCBI's taxonomy places the organism in Eukaryota, Metazoa, Cnidaria, Anthozoa, Malacalcyonacea, Xeniidae. The record is from RefSeq and is a predicted model, not a curated record.